ACUAUCCACUUACCUCGCCGAACUGCAACGCCGCAGCGACCCCGCACUGAAAAGCCUCCGUGGCUUAUGACCACGGAGGCAUUUGUUCCCCACACAUUUUCCAUUCAGCAAAUAGCGCAGGCAGCAAAGAGCUGGAGCGCCGUUGCAAUGAGGGGAUUCCAGCGCUCCUAUUGGCGGUCAAACGUGUGCGUCAUGAGUCACGUGAAAGUGGCGACCAGCCGAGGGCGGGUCUCCUGUGUGAUUGGCUGGGACGUUCCUUUUUUUUAAUUGGUUCGCACGUGCGUGAGUGCAAGCGUCAUCAAAGAGACACUAGCCCCUUCUCUAAAGACGUCGGCACAUGCUGACGUCAGCAGAGAAUCGCUGCGCUUUCUGUGGUUGAGACACGUCAUCAACAGUCGCCUGGAAAAAGCGAAAACCACUACUAUUCCAUUCAUUCGCUAGUUUGCUCACUCGGCCCGGCUGCGCCGAUUCGUUUGGCCUUUUUCCCCAUAAUUAAGACGUCUCCACAAGACGUCGUUGGGCGAUCUUGCUAGGCCCUUGCUUCAGUCGCUGCGAGAACACGUCAUCAGCAAGCGCGUUCGGAAGUGAAAGCGGAAGCCUGCUCGCACGCAUGCCUCUUGUACUUCUUCGCUCGCCGCCGACAUUGCUCUGCACUCGGGUUCCCUGCUCCCAAAUAAAUUCAACCAGUGGUUUUUCUGCAGGGCAAUGCCAUUCCCCGCAAGCAUUCCCCCACCCCCGCCCGCACACGAAAAUGGAUCAUUUCUGCGCAGCGCGUGCGGAAUCUUCCACAACGGAACUUCCAUGGUUCGCAUGUUGACACGUCUACAUAACUCGAUGUAUUGUUGUCAUUUCGGAAUCAUAACGUACGAACGUCACGACGUCCGAUCCUGGCGGUUUUUCAAACGGACAAACGCACAUGUGCACUUCCAUCCCCCGACCGUUUUCUCGUGGCGCCGAAAACGAUUGAAAAUGUCGCGUGCGGCUGCUGCCACAGGUGUCCCUGCCCUUAGGCGCAAAGGGGCAUUCUGGAAGGCGCAGGAAGUGAUGGUGAUGUUGGGGGCCGUGAAGGAGGCUGGCAUCAGUCCUCUCCUCAUGGGGGCUACAAAGCUCCCCAACAAGAAGGAAUUUGGGUCCGUGGUGCGCGCCCUGAAGGCCAGGGGUUAUCAGAGGACCAUUGCACAGGCACGCACGAAGUGGAAAAAUCUGAAAAAGGAUUUUUACGACUCGAGGAGAAGGUGGCAGGGGAGACCACCCCCACAAGAAAGGCCACACUUCUACCUCGAGUUCGAGGAGCUGUGGCACCUGGCUGGAGAGCCCUCGGAGGAGGAGAGGUACGCAGAACGCCAACCAUCGGCGACCGAGGCUGCCCAGUCCUCCGAGGAGGAGGAGGCGGAGCAGGAGGAAACCAGCUUGGUGGCUGGCGAAGGAACAUCUGCGGCAACCGCUGGACCCGCUCCCACAUACACCACGCCACCAAGGCCUGCAGGGUCCCUUGAGGGAAUAUCUCCUGCCAACAUGGUUCUCAUGAUUCGAGAUCUACAACGCCGUGUUCGCACCCUCGAGGAGGCCAACCUGAAGCAGGCGGCAGACCAGCACACCCUCCGGCAGACAGUCAAGGAGUUGGAGGCGACCGUCGAGCGGCUCAUGGUGCUCAUGGAGCAGGGAAAUUAAAUAAUGAACAUGG
This is a messenger RNA of Sphaerodactylus townsendi, 1684 nucleotides long. RefSeq lists its product as uncharacterized. The coding region runs from base 706 to 1671 and encodes 321 amino acids. The record is from RefSeq and is a predicted model, not a curated record. The transcript is spliced from 4 exons. Lineage: Eukaryota; Metazoa; Chordata; Lepidosauria; Squamata; Sphaerodactylidae.